AGGUUUCUCAGUAAAAGAUUGUGAAACCAAACUUGCUGCAGGUAUACAUCAUGGUCAUUUGAAGGAAGAAGAGAGCUGUACUCUUGGAAGAUGAAGAUUCUUUGGGGAAUUCAUGCUAAUGCACUGGCAUAUUCUAUGACUACCUUAGGUGCUGGAAUGAUGAACAGCAUUUUUAAUUUCUACUACGUUAAGCUAUUCCUAAACCAAUACAAAAUUUCAGAAACAGGAUUUCAUGUAGCACAGGUCGUGUUCAUGAUCUGGAACGCCAUCAACGAUCCCCUUUUCGGGUACAUUCAGGACAACUCCCGGCUGGAGUGCUGCGCGAGGCGCCGGUUCUCCAUUUUGUGCGGAGCCCCUGUGUACGGCCUGGCCUUCCUGCUGCCGUGGUUCCCCUGGAGGCGCUACCAGGAGGGCGACUGCCUGUGCGACCUGCACCUCACCGUCGCCUGUGCCUUGGACGGCCUGCUGACCUUCGUGCUGCUGGCGCAGUGCGCGCUCUUCGCCGAGGGCGCCACCGGGCACGACGGCCGGCUCAGGCUCGUCAGGUACAACCAGGCGGCCACGCUGGUGGGCUCCAGCAGCCUUCUGUUCUGCGGGCUCGUGUCGGAUAAUAUGGAAAACUUCGCUUCCUUUCAGGCGUUCGCUGUUUUGGUCGCAGCGCUGGCGACAGCCUGUAUGUGUUGCGCAGGUAAAUACAGCACGAGUCAGUAUGAGCAGAGGGACGUUCGUACAGAGGAUGCUGAUCUGGAAAACAGUGGUGGAGCUUUCUCCUUGGCUUCGGUAGUUUCGUUGACCAAACAGAUCAUGACAGAGAAGAACUUUCUGUGUUUUGUAACAAUGAACUUCUUCCAAGUCUUCCACCUAGCCUUCUACAACAAUUUUAUGAUGAUCUUUGCGGAUAAUCUUAUUCCUAAGGAUGUCCUUUCUUCCUCAGUAAGAAGUAUCAUGUAUGGAGCAGGUUUUGUUUGUCCUCAGUGCCUUGUUCUUCUCAGUCAUGCUUUGUUGAAGAAGUUGGGUUAUUACAGAAUCAUCUUGUUUUCCUUUUACUAUGAAGGAGUAGCUGCUGCUGUCAUGUGUCUUCUAGGGCAAGAACACUAUUAUCUGCUGGCAUUUUAUGUCACAACAAACAUGGUAAUUGUGCAAGCUUCAUUUAGCUUGUUCAAUUUGCCUUUGGCAGAUAUUGUUGAUGCAGAUUUAAUAAAGCACAAGAGGAGAUUGCCACUUUCCUCUAUGGUUUUUGGUACCAAUGCUUUAUUUACCAAGCCUGCCCAGUCUUUGGCUCCAAUGGUUGUGGUUACAAUACUAAAUCAUUAUGGAUAUUAUAACCUGAAUAAUGUACCUGGUCAUCCUGAUAUAAGCAGGUCAUUUUUAGAUCUCCAUGAUGCCAUGUUCUACCUGGUCUGUCUGGUUCCCCUCUGCAUUGCAGUCCUGCAGAUCCUGACCUGGACUCCCUUUUCCAUCCAGAACAGCCACCUGGCAGCUCCACAGUAG
Onychostruthus taczanowskii (white-rumped snowfinch) is the source of this 1491-nucleotide messenger RNA. Its product is annotated as transmembrane protein 180-like. The record is from RefSeq and is a predicted model, not a curated record. Lineage: Eukaryota; Metazoa; Chordata; Aves; Passeriformes; Passeridae.